GAUUUUGCGAGCAGAAAAAUCUUUUAAAAUGUUUAGAUUUGGUGCAAAAACACUAAAUUUAUCCCUCAAACAGGGAUCGAUCCGUUUCCAAAGUUCAUCAUUACUUAAAAACUUCCAAGGAGCAAAGAAUGAGUUUCAUGCUGUGAGGUGCCUGAGCAACCAGUCGAAUGGAAGGACUGAUGGGCAGCAGCACUCCUGGAGCCAAGGUCAUGAAAGCCGGCAGAAAUGGAGCUUGAUGCUUGGUGGUUGUGCAUUACUUGGUGGCACAGCAUUUUUGGCACUGAAAAAGGAUGAAGUCACAGAGGCAACACAAAGUCUCAGAGAAGCCUUUACCCAGAGGGCCACCGUCCAUGCAUCUGCUGUCAUCAAAAGUGAUAUCCCCGAUUCUGUCAACUAUCUUUUGAUCGGUGGCGGCACUGCCAGCUACUCUGCGGCAAAAACUCUGAAGAAGCAAUCUCCUAAGGACAAGAUACUCAUCAUCACGGAGGAGAGCAAUCUUCCAUACUCCAGGCCUCCGUUAUCCAAACAGUUGUGGAUGAGUGAAGAUGGGGCCAACCUCAAGUUCAAGGGGCGGGAUGGGAAACCUGCCAGUAUAUUCUAUGAGGAUCCCAGCUUUUACGUCCCAGCAGCUGAUAUGAUGAACAGCAAAGAAGUGGGUUACAAAUGCAACAGAAGGGUUGUAAAGCUUGACAUUCCUAACCAGAAAGCGGUUCUCGAUGAUGGCCACGAGAUCAAGUACGAUCGCUGCUUGAUUGCAACUGGAGGAAAGCCGAAGAAUAUCCCGGUCUUCAUGAACGCCGACCCGAAAGUCCAGGAGCGAGUUUCUUUGUUCAGAACUGCCCCAGACUUUCAGGAGCUUGAUGCCCUCACGAAAAAAGUCAAGUCUGUUGCAAUCAUUGGUGGAGGUUUCCUUGGCAGUGAGUUGGCUUGUGCCAUCGCAGCAAGAGAGGGCAAAUCUGGCAUGAAAGUUACUCAGAUGUUCCCAGGGACUGGUUGCUUUGGGCGAAUCCUUCCAGAAUACUUGAGCGAUUGGACAACAGACAAAGUACGCGCCGAGGGUGUUGACGUCAAGCCGGGCACGAACGUGACGUCUGCUUCGUACGCCAACGGUCAGGUGGCGCUGAAGCUGGAUAGUGGACAGACGCUCCUAGUGGACCAUGUCGUCGUCUGUGCCGGUUUAAACUUGAAUACAGACCUUGCCAAGACAUCAGGCUUGGAGGUUGAUGAGGUCCGGGGAGGGUACAAAGCAAAUGCAGAACUGGAGGCCAGGACAAAUGUUUUCGUUGCUGGCGAUGUUGCCUCAUAUUACGACAUCGAACUUGGCAGACGUCGCGUUGAACAUCAUGAUCACGCUACGCUCAGUGGCCGCAUAGCUGCUGAGAACAUGAUGGGUGCAGCUAAACCUUUUACAGAGCAGUCCAUGUUUUGGUCUGGUUUGGGCCGAUCUGUUGGCUUCCAAGCUGUCGGCAAGAUUGAUUCCAAACUUGCUACACUUGCUGUCUACACUCCUGCUACUAGCAAUCAACCUGUAGUUGUCAAGGAGACUGAAAAAGUUGUGGAAAGAUUCCCAUUUGGAGGAGGCAGACGCCGAAGGAAGGGGUUCGGCUGGUUCAACAAGAAGGUCAUCCAGAAUCCAGAUGACUUCAAGAAGGGUGUCAUUUUCUUCUUGGAGGAUGAUAAAGUGGUUGGCGUCAUCGUGUGGAAUAUAUUCAAUAAGUUGGGGGAAGCAAGAAAGGUUAUGCAACAGACCAAGCCAAAGGAUAUCACUGCCAUAGCCAAGCAAUUUGGACUCACUUAGAAGUCAAGUGCUGAAUCAAGACGUCCGUAUAGAUCAACGGCUUGGUUUGAUAGUAUUAUAUGUGUAACCAGCUGUACCGCCGAGUCCUCUGUCUCCUUGUCAUGGACUAGAAAAGUUGACGACACUUCCAAUAAAACAAAGCGUCUAUGUAGAUAAUUGGCGUAGUUUGAUAGUAUUAUAUGUGUUACCAGCUGUACCACCGAGUCCACUGUCUCAUUAUCAUGGACUAGAAAAGUUGACAACACUUCCAAUGUGGUAGGCUUUUAUUUAGGACAAAUAAAAGCAGUGUUAUUGUUUGACCAUGUCUUUUUAAGAAGGGACAUCAAUGCAACUCUUGGUCGGUGCGUUUUCCAGUUUCAAAUUCUUCAUUGUGUUACUCACCUAUUGCUUAGUUUCAUAUUUACCAGCUGUACCACCGGGUCCACUGUCUCAUUAUCAUGGACUAGAAAAGUUGACAGCAUUUCCAAUGUGGUAGGCUUUUAUUUAGGACAAAUAGAAGCAAUGUCAUUGGUUGACCGUGUCAUUUUAAGAAGGGACAUCAAUGCAACUCUUGGUCGGUGCGUUUUCCAGUUUCAAAUUCUUCAUUGUGUUACUCACCUAUUGCUUAGUUUCAUAUUUACCAGCUGUACCACCGGGUCCACUGUCUCAUUAUCAUGGACUAGAAAAGUUGACAGCAUUUCCAAUGUGGUAGGCUUUUAUUUAGGACAAAUAGAAGCAAUGUCAUUGGUUGACUGUGUCUUUUUAAGAAGGGAUGUCAAUGCAACUCUUGGUCGGUGCGCUUUUCAGAAUUCUUCACAGUAUGCUGUGCAUCUACAUGUAUGUGCUAAAAUAUUGUGUCUGCUACAUGCGAGUUGCUCACCUAUUGCUUAGUUUCAUAGUUACCAGCUCUACCACCGGGUCCACUGUCUCAUUACGUAUCAUGGAAUAGAAAAGUUGACAACACUUCCAAUGCGGUAGGCUCUUAUUUAGGACAAAUAGAAGCAGUGUUAUUGGUUGACUGUGUCUUUUUAAGAAGGGACGUCAAUGCAACUCGUGGUCGGUAUGCUUUCCAGUUUAAAAUUCUUCACAGUAUGCUGUGCAUCUACAUGUAUGUGCUAAAAUUUUGUGUCUGCUACAUAUAAUAUACUCACAUAUCUCGUGUUUAUCUACUAUAAGAAAUGCUACCUGUUUGUUCUUACAUGCAGUUAUGGAAAGACGAGUUUCCUCAGCCGGGCUUGAAGUGGCGCCAUUUUUUCAUUUAAAGUGUCACUAAGGACAUGAAGGAGCCUCAUAGCCUAGUGGUUAACACUGCUAGCUACCACGCAAUAGGGCCCGGGUUCGAUCCCGGGGAGAACCCAGGAUUGUAUUUCUGGAUGAACCGGCGUGGCUUUCAAGGAACUAAAAUUCCUGGCUCUUCACAACACGUACAUUAACGUAUGAAAUACUCGAGGGUCUGUCGGAUGAGACUAAAAGCCGUGGUCCCUUGUACCUGAGUGUCUGAGCCAGGGCAAGUAAAAGAUCCCACAUAGGUGGACAGUAGCCAAUAGUGGACUCCAUACUUCCGGCAAAAAUCCAAUAGGGUUACGACGCCGGUAAUGAUAUGAUGAUAUCGAUAGCAUUUAAAAUUUGUUAGCAAUACAGAUUAGCUGUGAGACACCAGCAAGAUGAAUCAAAACUGACCAAAUUUCGGUGCAGAAAUAGUACAUCAUGAAAUACAUCUGACAAAUGAAUAGGCUGCAACACGUUGGCUUCUGGGUUUUCACUCGAGCAGGCUCUAGCAGCCCUACUUUACCCUAGAGGCCAAUUCGGUUGAGAAUGCCAAUUGCCGCAGUAGGCCUACUGUUUAAGUGAUUAUGUAUGUAAAAUAGUUUUGAAUACACAAGA
Lineus longissimus is the source of this 3661-nucleotide messenger RNA. Its product is annotated as apoptosis-inducing factor 1, mitochondrial-like. Bases 29 to 1798 code for a protein of 589 amino acids. The transcript is spliced from 14 exons. Gene Ontology annotation, cellular component: cytoplasm; mitochondrion. The record is from RefSeq and is a predicted model, not a curated record. Gene Ontology annotation, biological process: mitochondrial respiratory chain complex assembly; apoptotic process. Gene Ontology annotation, molecular function: NAD(P)H oxidase H2O2-forming activity; protein dimerization activity; FAD binding. NCBI's taxonomy places the organism in Eukaryota, Metazoa, Nemertea, Pilidiophora, Heteronemertea, Lineidae.